Molecule: messenger RNA, 2339 nt
Organism: Vespa velutina
Lineage: Eukaryota; Metazoa; Arthropoda; Insecta; Hymenoptera; Vespidae
Gene: su(f)
Product: protein suppressor of forked
Exons: 13
Coding region: 134-2275 (713 amino acids)
Biological process (GO): mRNA 3'-end processing
Cellular component (GO): nucleus
Molecular function (GO): mRNA binding; protein binding
Source: RefSeq, a predicted model, not a curated record
UAGUUCGAUGUAUAUUGUAUUCCGUUUUGUGGAAUAGUUCGCUUCUAUGCAUAGUAAGAGGAGGUUCGUGAUAAAUUACAGAUUAUUAUUCAAGUUAUUUUUUUAAUAUUGUUUUAUAAAAGAAGAUUAAAAUAUGACGGAAGAUAAAACAGAAUUUGAUUGGGGCAAUGAAAAGUUACAACGUGCUCAAAAAACGGUGGAUGAAUCUCCAUACGAUUUAGAAGCUUGGAGUGUUCUAAUCAGAGAAGCUCAAAAUAGGCCUAUUACAGAAGUUCGACCGAUCUUCGAAAAACUUAUUUCCGUAUUUCCAUCUGCUGGCCGCUAUUGGAAAAUUUAUAUAGAACAAGAGAUGAAAAUGCGGAACUUUGAAAAGGUUGAAAAGCUUUUCCAAAGGUGCCUCAUGAAAAUCUUAAACAUUGAAUUAUGGAAACUUUACCUUUCUUAUGUAAAAGAAACUAAGGCCAGUCUUGCAACAUACAAGGAGAAAAUGGCACAGGCUUACGACUUUGCUUUGGAUAAAAUUGGAAUGGAUAUACAUUCUUACAGUAUUUGGAACGAUUAUGUUAUGUUUUUGAAAAGUGUGGAAGCUGUAGGUUCAUAUGCUGAAAAUCAGAAAAUUAGCGCCGUGCGUAAGGUAUACCAACGUGGCGUUAUUAAUCCUAUGAUAAACAUGGAACAAUUAUGGAAGGACUACAUGGCAUUUGAACAAAAUAUUAAUCCAAUAAUUGCAGAAAAAAUGGCAAUUGAAAGAUCGAGAGAUUAUAUGAAUGCUAGACGAGUUGCUAAAGAAUUAGAAGCUGUAACAAGGGGUUUAAAUAGAAGUGCUCCUAGUGUACCACCGACUGGUCAUCCAGAAGAAGUCAAACAAGUUGAAUUAUGGAAAAAGUAUAUUGCAUGGGAACGUAGUAAUCCAUUGCGAACAGAAGAUACAUCACUUGUUGCGCGUAGAGUAAUGUUUGCAAUAGAACAAUGUUUAUUAUGUUUGGGACAUCAUCCAGCAGUAUGGCAUCAAGCAGCUCAUUUUCUUGAACUAAGUUCAAAAAUAUUGACUGAAAAGGGAGAUGUAAAUGCUUCGAAAAAUUUAAGCGAUGAAGCAGCAACGAUGUUCGAAAGAGCAACGAAUACAUUAUUGUCGAAAAAUAUGUUAUUAUAUUUUGCUCAUGCCGAUUUUGAAGAAGGCAGAGUUAAAUAUGAGAAAGUUCAUCAAAUUUAUCAAAAGUUUCUUGAUAUUCCUGACAUCGAUCCUACGUUGGCAUACGUACAAUAUAUGAAAUUCGCAAGACGUGCUGAGGGAAUAAAAUCGGCUAGAACUGUUUUUAAAAGAGCUCGGGAAGAUCCACGAUGUAAACAUCACGUUUAUGUUGCAGCUGCACUCAUGGAAUAUUAUUGUACCAAAGAUAAAAAUAUUGCAUUUAGAAUUUUUGAGCUUGGAUUGAAAAAAUUCGGCGACAAUCCUGAUUAUAUCCUUUGUUAUAUAGAUUAUUUAUCGCAUUUAAAUGAGGACAAUAAUACUAGGGUUUUAUUUGAAAGAGUAUUAUCAUCUGGAAGUUUAGAACCAGAGAAGUCGGUUGAUAUUUGGAAUCGUUUUCUGGAGUUCGAAUCUAACAUAGGAGAUUUAGCCAGUAUAGUUAAAGUCGAGAAAAGACGAAGUGCUGUAUUGGAAAAGAUCAAAGAAUUCGAAGGUAAGGAAACGGCCCAGUUGGUAGAUCGUUAUAAAUUUCUUGAUUUAUAUCCAUGUACACCAAUGGAAUUAAGAUCUAUCGGAUAUAUGGAAGUAUCUAGCGUAGCUAGAAAUUCAACCGGUGUAGUACCACGAGUACCUGAUCCAGAAGAAGCCAUAGCUUCUUUGCCUAGACCCGAUUUAUCACAAAUGAUCCCUUACAAACCCAAAGUAAAUGCUUUGCCUGGAGAGCAUCCAGUACCUGGUGGAACCUUUCCUUUACCACCUGCCGCGGCGCAAUUAUGUACAAUGUUACCACCACCUGGUUGUUUUAGAGGACCCUUCGUAGCAGUGGAUCUGUUAAUGGACGUUUUUAGUAGAAUUCAAUUACCUGAUCACGCACCAUUACCAAUAGCGGAUAAUGGCUGCGACACAAAAUUGUUCGAUCUAGCGAAAUCAGUUCAUUGGAUCGUCGAUGAGAGCAACGAUGGUAUGAGUAUCGGUUCGAAACGUAGAAGAACGCGUUUAGCCGGUGACGAUAGCGAAGAAGAAGAUUUACCGCCACCACCAGCGAACGAUAUUUAUCGACAAAGGCAACAGAAACGAGUGAAAUGAAGAUAUACGCGAAAUACAUUAUCAUUAAUAAUAAUAAUAAUAAUAAUAAUAAGUCGAUCUAUAA